Eriocheir sinensis (Chinese mitten crab) is the source of this 1555-nucleotide messenger RNA. RefSeq lists its product as uncharacterized. NCBI's taxonomy places the organism in Eukaryota, Metazoa, Arthropoda, Malacostraca, Decapoda, Varunidae. The transcript is spliced from 3 exons. The coding region runs from base 64 to 1281 and encodes 405 amino acids. The record is from RefSeq and is a predicted model, not a curated record.
UAAACAUCUGUAUCGUCCAGUUUCCCACCAAUAACCCCUGAAACGCGGUGGAGAGAGAAAGACAUGAAGCUACUGAUACUCUUCUUCGUGGCGGCUGCCGUCUUCUCCUCGGUAUCAUCGAGGAGGAUCAUGUCGGAGAACAGGGCUUUCUACGUCCGUCGGGCACGGGAAUCUGCCGCAGACAACUUUGCACCAGAGAACUAUCGCUUCCAUAACACUCGAAAUUCAGCACAAUUGCAGAAUUCAGCUGCAAACAACCCUCCACUUAAGAACACUGCCGAUAACGACUUUUAUGCACAUGACAUCGCAGAUGACGUGCCGGUCAUCAAGACGGCUCAGUCUUCCAACAAGUUCGACCAUCACGAGUCCUUUUUGGGUCCGUCGGUAGGAGACAUUUUUGGUGCCGCAGAACUGACCCAGGCCGAGGUGGUGGUGCUCGUGGGCAGCGGCUUAGGGUCGCUGAUGAAGGCUUCCUUGGACAGCACGUACGGCACAGGGCUGCAGGAGUUCAGAGACGUGAGUCUGGCCAUGAUCCAUGCUGGCAAUAAGGUCCUGGAGAACCGAGUGGCUAACGGCAUUCCAGUCUCGCCAAAACGUUUCGAGAACCUUCGGAAGGUCGAGGAGCGCAUGUCCGCCGUGCUGGAUGCCCUCGCCGCCACGUUUGACCAGAACGAACACACCGUGUACUCCCUCUCCAGAUUCUUUGAGGACUUCGACUUUGAGCCCGUGGAAAGGUCCCGGUACCUGGCGAGGGUGCUGCCGACCAUCAGCAAGGCAGUCUUCCAGGUCGACGACACCACCACGGCGGAGAAACUCAGAGACGCCUACAACAUCUUCCUGCCGGCCACCAGAAAAUUCUUCGAGGAGCGCAUCGAGGAAGGAAAGCCGGUGACCGAGCAGCAGCUGGCCAUGCUGGAGAGGGCCGAGCAACUCAUGCCUCCCCUCAUGCAGGCCUUCGUGACCGUCGUGCAUGACCCGUUCCUCGUCAACUUCAUGCAGAAGCUGGAACUUGACCCCGCGGAAAGAGCAAAGUACUUGGUCUCCGGAUUCUUCGCUUCCAUGGACGCAAUCUUCGCUGACCCCAACGCGUCCGUGGCCCAGAAGAUGCGGGACGUGACGCUCGCCUUCAUGCCGCCGUCCCGCCAGGUGUUCGAGGACCGCCUGGAGCAGGGCAAGCCCGUCACGCAGGAGAACCUCGACAACCUCGAGAGGAUGGAGAAGACGCUGCCCAUCAUCCUGGACGCCUACGUCAAGAUGAGCGACGAUCUUGGCAUCCCUUAACAAGUGACCUUUUUUUAUGAAGACCGACGAUGAACGUUAAGCAGCUCGUGGUGUUGUUCUCUACUAUUUAUUCAAGGCAGCUCGUGGUGUAAUUAUUUAUUGCAGGAAGUUUUCCCCGGAGUGCAGCAUUUUAUUUUUAUUAAGAAUAUAAUAUUUGAAAUAUUCCCUAACGAGCAGGUAAUGCAUUUUCUAAGUAUUCUUAAUGCUAAACAUUACUGUAAAUACAAAUAUUAUCUUAAUAUUUAAAUAAAUCUUUUAAUUUUUCCUCAUUCAA